Messenger RNA from Triticum urartu, 276 nucleotides. Lineage: Eukaryota; Viridiplantae; Streptophyta; Magnoliopsida; Poales; Poaceae. The record is from RefSeq and is a predicted model, not a curated record.
UCCGCGACGCCGCGGGCACCUUCAUCCGCCCAUCCUUCGGCUCCCUGCUCGCCGCCGCCAGGAAAGGCCACGGCAACUGAGCGAGCGCCAGCAUCAUCAUCAUCAUCAUCAUCUUCAGCAUUCAGCAGCAGCAGCAGUCUUGUGGUGGCUGUUGUAAUUCAGUUGAACUGUGACCAGCACCUUGUUCUGAAUCCAGUGUGAUUUGUGAGACAGAUGUAGUUGACGCUAUGGCGACGAACAGCGAAUUUUAAUAAAGAGUAUCCUAGAGUUUCAUCA